UUACCUUAGAGCACAGUCUCGGACACCACUCAGCUGCAGAGAUGAGUAACCAAACAGUAACCUAUGCAGAACUGAAUCUGGCUAAGGGCUCCAGGAGACAGCAAAUAAAACCUAAGGACACGAAGAGCUCCAUUUCAGUGACUGAGCAGGAAAUAACCUAUGCAGAUGUAAAUCUUCAAAAUGCUUCACAGGCUCUUCAAGGGAGUGACAAGAACUACCACUGCAAAGAUUUACCAUCACCUCCAGAGAAGCUCAUUGCUGGGGUCCUGGGACUUGUCUGCCUUUUGCUGUCCACUGUGGUAAUGAUAACUGUUAUUUCCUCACAUCAUUGUGGUCGUUGUCCAAAGGAGUGGAUUACAUAUUCCAACAACUGCUAUUACAUUAGUACCGAAAGUAAAACGUGGACUGAGAGUCAGAUGGCCUGUGCUUCCAAGAACUCUACUCUGCUGCUUAUAGAUGAUGAAGAAGAAAAGGUAACAUUUUAAAUGUUAAAGAAUUUC
This is a messenger RNA of Hipposideros armiger (great roundleaf bat), 500 nucleotides long. RefSeq names its product NKG2-A/NKG2-B type II integral membrane protein-like. Gene Ontology annotation, biological process: stimulatory C-type lectin receptor signaling pathway; positive regulation of natural killer cell mediated cytotoxicity. The coding region runs from base 42 to 485 and encodes 147 amino acids. Lineage: Eukaryota; Metazoa; Chordata; Mammalia; Chiroptera; Hipposideridae. The transcript is spliced from 3 exons. The record is from RefSeq and is a predicted model, not a curated record.